AUGGCCAGGGGGCGGCUGAUCAGGAUGGGGGCACAGGAGAGGCGGCGGCUCGGUCCCAGACGCCUUCUCUGGACUCGCUUUGUCUUCCUCCUGGGACUGCUGCUUGUCAUUUCCCUGUACCAGCACCUGCGGAGUCCCCAGGGCCUCCCCUCACUGUGGGGGGUGGUCUCUUCGCUACUCCCUGUAAAACUGGCCAGCCGGGACCUCGCUAGGAAGGAGGUGAUGGAGAGCAGAGUGGACAAAGUGGCCUCGUCCACUCUCUGGAGGGGCCUGGGUCCCACCCCCACUCCCCUGGACAGUGACAGAGAAACAAACUCCUUGACUGCUCUGAGGAGUGCGAGUGGCAGAGACGUCCUGGCGAGGGUGGGCAGUAGCAGUGCAGCUGUCCCCCCGGGGCUCCUGGGGGAGACCAGCCCCACAAACCCCCAGGGAAGUGUCUCAGCGGACACCCCAGCCAGCGCCGGGCCCCCGGGGGCCUCAGACACCAAGUCAAGCAGCAGCCCCGGAGGAGCCAAGGCCUCUCCUGCGGCCCCGCAAGCUGGGGACCCCUUAUCCAGAACCAGUGCCCCAGCCCUCGGCGCACCCCUGACCACCUCCUGGGGGUCGGCGAAGAAAUCCCCACCUGCACCCCACACCUCAGCGACGGUCCCCAGCAGGCCCAGCCCAGUCACUCGGGUCCACGGCUGUGCAGUGCCGGAGCCAGCCCCCGCCGUGCCCACUGCCCGCUACCCCGGCCACCUCCAGCCCACUCCCUCGGGCUCGCCCGCCAGCCAGCCAGCCCACCCCCCUCAGGGAGAGUACCCCCCAGACCUGUUCAGCGUGGAGGAGCGGCGUCAGGGCUGGCUGGCGCUGCACGUCUUUGGCAUGACCUACGUGUUCGUGGCGUUGGCGAUCGUGUGCGACGAGUACUUCGUGCCGGCUCUGGGAGUCAUCACGGAGAAGCUGCGCAUCUCGGAGGACGUGGCGGGCGCCACGUUCAUGGCUGCCGGGGGCUCGGCCCCAGAGCUCUUCACCUCGCUCAUCGGGGUCUUCAUCUCCCACAGCAACGUGGGCAUUGGCACCAUCGUGGGCUCGGCCGUGUUCAACAUCCUCUUCGUCAUUGGCACCUGCUCCCUCUUCUCCCGCGAGAUCCUCCACCUCACCUGGUGGCCCUUGUUCCGAGACGUCUCCUUCUACAUCCUGGACCUGCUGCUGCUCAUCGCCUUCUUCCUGGACAGCCUCAUCGCCUGGUGGGAGAGCCUGCUGCUGCUGCUGGCCUACGCCGCCUACGUGUUCGCCAUGAAGUGGAACCGGCCGCUGGAGCACUGGGUGAAGGAGCAGCUCAACACGAGGCCCGAGGCCAGGGUCAGGGCCCUCGAGGAUCUCGGCAAGCUGCCGCCCGUGUCCCUGCUCACCCGUGAGAGCAGCUCCGCGUCUCUGCACAACAGCACCAUCCGCAGCUCCAUCUUCUGGCUCAUGCUGCACAGCCUGGACCCUCUGGGGGCAGCCAGCGCCCCCAAGGACAGGGGGCCGGAGAGCUCGAAUCACAAGGCCCAGGCCGAGCCCCCAGCUGAGAACAAACCAGAAGAGGAGAAGGAGCCGGCCACGCUCCCUGCAGCCCCGGCCACACCAGACCCAGCGCCGGGCACCACGGGCCAUGAGGAGAGGGACCCUGGCUGGCAGGAAGAUGAGGCGGGAGCUGAGGAUGCAGACCAAGUGCCCGCGGAGGAUGGGGCCGGGGAAGGCGCUGCAGGUGCCUCGGAAGACGAACACCACGGCAGCAAAGCCCAGCGCAAUGAGAAAGGUACAGACGGUGAAGGGGGCGGUGAUGGAGGUGACAGCGCCAAGGAGGAGGAAGAUGGGGAGGAGGAAGAAGAAGAGGAGGAAGAGGAGGAGGAGGAGGAGGAAGAGGAGGAAGAGGAGGAGGAGGAGCUGGAGGAGCCACUGUCCCUGGAGUGGCCCGAGGGCAGGCAGAAGCAGGCCCUGUACCUCUUCCUCCUGCCCAUCGUGCUCCCGCUGUGGCUGACGGUGCCCGACGUGCGGAGGCCGGAGUCUAAAAAGCUGUUUGUCAUCACCUUCCUGGGAUCCAUCCUGUGGAUCGCCAUGUUCUCGUACCUCAUGGUAUGGUGGGCGCACCAGGUGGGCGAGACCAUCGGGAUCUCUGAAGAGAUCAUGGGCUUGACAAUUCUAGCCGCUGGCACGUCAAUUCCUGACCUCAUCACCAGUGUCAUCGUUGCUCGGAAGGGCCUGGGAGACAUGGCCGUGUCCAGCUCGGUGGGCAGUAACAUAUUCGACAUCACUGUGGGCUUGCCCAUCCCUUGGUUGCUCUUCUCAUUGAUCAAUGGCCUCCAGCCCGUUCCAGUCAGCAGCAACGGCUUGUUCUGUGCGAUUGUGUUACUUUUCCUCAUGCUGCUGUUUGUGAUCUCUUCGAUCGCAUCGUGCAAGUGGAGAAUGAACAAGAUCCUGGGCUUCACCAUGUUCCUCCUCUACUUUGCAUUCCUGAUCAUCAGUGUGAUGCUGGAGGAUCGGAUCAUUUCCUGUCCUGUAUCUGUCUGACUUCAGCCACUGUGGCUCACCCUGGACAGGGACCGACAAAAUCAUGCUGGGAGACGCCGCAUCUUGUUCAUGAAUAAAACAAAGAUUCAGAGCUUGAGCCACCUGGCAGAGAGCCUGACAGGAAGGUUAUCUGGAAGGAUAACUGGUCUCCGACACACUGGCAGCUCACUGUGGGCUGGGAUGCUCAUUUGGACAGUAGCUCAGGGAGGCUGGCAGGAGGCGGCGGAGGGUUUUCUCAAGGACAGACACCUGGGGGUGAAGGUGAGGGCUGGGGCCAGUGCAGUGACGUUAAAACAAGCCUCCCCACCCCCUCCCCGUUCCCUGGUGGUUCCCAAGAGCUGUUGUUCUCAUGGAUUCAGAUGCAAUCUAUAACCUACUCCCCAGAGCCCUUUCCUGCACCUGCCUCUUGCCAUCAUUAUAGAUUCAGCCACGGGUGAGUUCAAGAAGCUGAAGCUGAAGGUAGAGAGAGCGAGCACGGAGGGUAAGGCACUUACUUUGCAAGCGGCUGGCCCGGGUUCGAUUCCCGGCACCCCACAGGGUCCCCUGAACACCACCAGGAGUGGUUCCUGAACACAGAUCCAGGAGUGAGCCCAGUGGGGUGUGGCCCCAAGACCAAAUACAAUGAGGAGCCGAGGGCAGAGGAAAAACAGUCUAACAGGAAUAAAGUAGCACUGCAUCUAACAGCCUGCUACAACACAUGCUAAUAUUUUGUAGCUUAAUACAUUAGCUGUUGCAUUUCUGAAAAGUGAAAUGAAAAUAAGGAGUCCCACAAAUUAAAAUGAGUAACUUGCCAUUUAAUUGAAAGGCAAGAAUAUCGGGGAAAUAAAACUAUUCUAAGGACUAUUUGAAAAGUGGGGCCAUAGAAAACCCACUGGUGGUGUUGUCUAGCGGUCACUGAAGGGACAGGAGAUGCUCCCACAGCAGUGCAGGCUCUGUCCCCCACACACACUGUCCUCUACAAGUGACAGUUGCCACCAGCCAGGGAGAAGGAAGUGAUUUCAGAAAGAUUCCAGGAGCCUUGGGGCUGGAGUGAUGGGACAGCAUGUGGAGCACUGGCCUUGCAGACAACCGACCUGGGUUUGAUCCCCGGCAUCCCAUAUGGGUCUUCUGAGCCCUAUGCCCAUGAGUAAGUCCUGGGCUUUGCUGGGUGUAACCCAAUACAAAAGUCCAAGGGCCAGAGAAAGCUCGACAGGCGAAGGGCAGGCUUGGGUUCCAGCCCCAGCACCCCUGGCAAUGACCCCCAAGCACAGAGUUGGGAGGAGGCCAAGAAACAGACCACAGGAAAGAGUGCAAGGUCAGUAGAACCGAAUAAGCUUCUAAAGUAAGAGAUCCCUAAGGGCACGACUGAAUUUGUAUGUAAGCCUGCAUACAAAUUAUGAGGACUGAUUUUUAUUUAUUUAUUUAUGCUUUUUGGGUCACACCCGGCGAUGCACAGGGGUUAUUCCUGGCUCUGCACUCAGGAAUCAUUCCUGGCAAUGCUCAGGGGACCAUAUGGGAUGCUGGGAAUCGAACCCGGGUCGGCCACGUGCAAGGCAAACGCCCUACCCGCUGUGCUAUCGCUCCAGCCCCAUGAGGACUGAUUUCUAGUAUGACUUACAAGGGGCUCUGAAGACAAUGAUCAGGGAGCCGUUUCUAAAAUGCUCAACGGCACAGUAACAAAAGGGUGAGAAGUGUGGCUCCCUCUGAGGACAGUAAAGGAUACCUGUCUUACCCCAACAACCCAAAAAGGAAACAUUUCAGGUUGGAUUUUCAACGCCUGUUUAUUCAAUCUGCUGUACACGGCUUUGCCUUGCACUCGGUGGCGCGAGAGGGACACUGGAGAUGGAAGAAUGGAAGAAUGCGGUUGCUAGUUUUGAAGCCAAAGGGGCUCGCCUGUCGUAGAGGACUAGGGAAGGUAAUGGCUUUAAUCUCACACUCGAGGGUUUUCACGGAAGACCAGGAGAGGGCAGGGCCCAUGGGACAUGGAAGAAACGAACCGAACCUUUCGCCGUGGAAGCCUCCGGCCCGGGAUCCAUCCCUUACUAUGGUGACUAACUGACCAGCCUCACUUCCCCGGGAUCCCCACUCUUUGGAAAUGACAGUUAUUAAACCUCAAUAAAUUCCGAGCCACAAUGGUAUUUGCUUUUACAAAUGUGGAUGGGUUCAUCCAUGGCGUUCGGACUCUUGGUUGGAUGGCGCAGGACCGGGGAGCCUGGAAUUGGGUUCAGAUUCCAUGUCUGUCAGCUGGUUACCCUCAUUCCUGAUGCCGCACUCCUCAUUCCACACGCCACGGACAUUAGAUCAGUAGUUUAUGGCCUCAUUAAGCGGCCUCACUCCUCAGUUGCUGUAGGGAAGAGCACUGGAAUAGGGGCAGCCAGUGAGGUGCCACACCAAGGCCAGCUGGCACCAGCGUUUUGGUGUUUCCCUUUGUUCUCUGCUCAGGCCCUGGCAUAAGGUUCCAAUGAAACCUUCUAAUAAACCAGCAGGUGGUUUUAGAGCUUUAAAGUAAAAGCUUCCCCCACUCCAAUCCCAUCAGAAAAAUAUAAACGUAUAAAGGAAGAAAAAAAAUUGAAUAUGAAGGGAGUGGGUGUGGCUCAGUG
This is a messenger RNA of Sorex araneus (European shrew), 5114 nucleotides long. It is a transcript of the gene SLC24A1, whose product is annotated as solute carrier family 24 member 1. The record is from RefSeq and is a predicted model, not a curated record. Bases 1 to 2535 code for a protein of 844 amino acids. Gene Ontology annotation, molecular function: calcium, potassium:sodium antiporter activity; calcium channel activity. Gene Ontology annotation, cellular component: membrane. The transcript is spliced from 10 exons. Gene Ontology annotation, biological process: long-term synaptic potentiation; long-term synaptic depression; intracellular calcium ion homeostasis. NCBI's taxonomy places the organism in Eukaryota, Metazoa, Chordata, Mammalia, Eulipotyphla, Soricidae.